Suillus fuscotomentosus is the source of this 936-nucleotide messenger RNA. RefSeq lists its product as uncharacterized. NCBI's taxonomy places the organism in Eukaryota, Fungi, Basidiomycota, Agaricomycetes, Boletales, Suillaceae. The transcript is spliced from 4 exons. The record is from RefSeq and is a predicted model, not a curated record. Bases 219 to 842 code for a protein of 207 amino acids.
UGACAAAUCAUCUUGAUCGACGUCUUCCUCGACUUGUUACUAACAAUCUAAAGACAGCUAAUGCAACACUCAACAUAUCCCCGUAUAUGCAUCAGUACAAUGCAAAACAUAGUAAAAGUACCCAUUUCUAUCAGUGAUCGUAAUUCCGGACCUUGAAAUUCGAAACCUCGUACCAUAUUCCCUAACACCGACCACUCUACCAUCGUCCUCGGGCCAGAAUGUUUUCGAUAUUAUUGCUGAGCGUCAGCAGCAGUUGCCAGUUGAAUGCAGUAUUGCAUGAGAUCUCAGGCCUGCCGGAAGCUGUCACUGUGGUUGGGGUAAAAAAUCAUCAUCAACGACUUGUUGAAAAGAAGGACAAGUCACAAGAUCACUUGGUCAACGAAUUCGCAGAAGGGACUCAUUACUAUUGGCGCUUUCCAGCUGAACUCCUGUUUAAAAUCUUCCACCAUUGUCUUCCGGACACUGGGCCAAACACCCAAGGCUUUACUCCCCUGCUAAGGCUAACAACUUCAAGGCUGUUAAUAACAAUAUGUCGACGAUGGAGGGAGGCUGCUACAAGCAUACCCGUCAAGUGUUACCAGGACCAAUCAUUCGAAUACACCACGGCGCCUCCUUCAUCCUUAUAUGAAUCAAAUUUCGUCUCUAUCGGUUUCUUCUGCGAUGCCGACAAACCCGAACUUUUGAAGGAUGUUACGUAUACUUGGUGUGCAGUUGUCUUAUUCUAUGGUAUGAACAAGAGCGCAAGUACGAUGUUACUACAGACGGGCGAUGCAAGCCAAGGAAGCCCCAGUGUCAUAACCUCAAGGGUAACGUGUCCAGUUUAUUCAUUUAUUGACAACUGAAUGGAGUCCAAGUUCAAUACUGUGAUGGUCUACGAGGUGCACUGAUUGUCUACGACACACCAGAUCCAUAUUUUUUCUCGCAUGAUAUUGAUAA